AUGGACAAUGAACCGUCUUAUGUGGUGUACAUCAGAUUACCAUUCCCUAGGGGAGACUUUGUGGACCCGCCCCCUGUGCACUGGGACAGCUCUAAAGAUGAAGCAUUAUGGAAAAUCAUCUCAGGCGUGGCAAAAACUGAGAUUGAUUGUACGCCCAUUCAGUUCGAGGUCUCGGUCGAUUUCCUUUUCCAACAGGUCACAUAUCUCCAGGAGCGUCAUACCUCGCAGCUCAGGGCCCAGCUGAGGAAGGCCACUGUGGCAGCUAGAAGCUCAGCAGCCCCGUCUCCCGCACCAGGUUCCGAACCCUCCACGGCCAUGGCGAGGACACCCUCGGGCCGAGGCGUACCGGUCCACGCAAGAGCUCCUUCGCAACUAUCGAUCCGGAGGGAUACUCCGGUUCCUAGGGCUGAUGCGAGUCUGCCGAGCACCCCCAAGGCCGGACCAGCCUCGUCCAUUCGAUUGCAGACCGUACGAGCCUCGUCAUUGGGAACCGCUGCACAGCUUGGAGGAGGACAAGGCGGCGCAGCUGGUUCGUUGAGGCUGAGAGCUGGCACACAGCUGUCCUCGCCUAGGAUCCAGUCCGGAAGGCAGUGGCAUCCUUCUAUGCCUGGCAUCGACCCAUCGACCCCGGUGAGCGACGUACCGACACCAGUGCCUGCUGCCGGUACAUCAUCUCCAGGUCCAGCGGAUUCAAGCUCUGAAGGUGCCUCAUCCGACGAAUCCUCCGGUCCUGAACAAUCACGAAUUAUCCGACGGCCCCCACGCUUCCAGCAACAACAGCAGAACGCCAACAGGGACGCCAUCAAAUCGUCAUUCCUCCAAGAGGUGGACGAGGAAGAGGCGGAACCGGCAUUUCUCCCUUUUAAAGCCAGAUCUUCUGGUGCCGCUCACGAGGGGAGCGGCGAUGGAAGCGGGCAAUACACAGAUCCUGGUGCCACACUGCGAGGUGACCCACGCGACUUUGCUGCUAAUGCUGCGCGUCGACUACAGAACGUCACGAGCCCUGACUCGAGCCAGGGCAAAGGCAAAGGCAAGGAGAGGGAGAAGGAGCGCAGAUUACAUAAAUCAGGCACGUCUGAUUCCUCCAGCGGCUCUGCAGCCUUUGUGUCCAAGCGCUCGCCUGGCGAUCGAAGGCAGCCCUCUGGUCCCCUUUCUCCGCGCCGAACUGUCGAGUUGAAGGGAAAGGGGUUCUCGCGAGAAGGAAGUGAGGGCACGCCCAGCAUGGGAAGCAGCUUCAGCGAUCUGGACGAUGCUUCCGUUACCCAAUCAGCCCUGGAGGAGGCCCUUGCGAGCAAUAUGCAGGGUGGCAAUACCAUUGGAAGCACCAUCAGCAAUGUGUUCAGCAGGAGCCGAUAUCUCCCAAAGUGA
This is a messenger RNA of Cryphonectria parasitica EP155, 1368 nucleotides long. RefSeq lists its product as uncharacterized. Gene Ontology annotation, cellular component: phagophore assembly site. Gene Ontology annotation, biological process: autophagosome assembly. NCBI's taxonomy places the organism in Eukaryota, Fungi, Ascomycota, Sordariomycetes, Diaporthales, Cryphonectriaceae. The record is from RefSeq and is a predicted model, not a curated record. Bases 1 to 1368 code for a protein of 455 amino acids. The transcript is spliced from 4 exons.